Molecule: messenger RNA, 639 nt
Organism: Plasmopara halstedii
Lineage: Eukaryota; Oomycota; Peronosporomycetes; Peronosporales; Peronosporaceae
Product: rna polymerase ii subunit a c-terminal domain
Exons: 3
Coding region: 1-639 (212 amino acids)
Biological process (GO): termination of RNA polymerase II transcription
Cellular component (GO): nucleus; mRNA cleavage and polyadenylation specificity factor complex
Molecular function (GO): RNA polymerase II CTD heptapeptide repeat phosphatase activity
Source: RefSeq, a predicted model, not a curated record
AUGACUCGCCCGAUGUUCGCUAUGCUGUGCGCUAAUAAUGUAAACCGCAGCACGGAGGCACAUGAUCAUCUACAAGCUGCAGGAUUGCGCGUGUGUUCAUUCGGUGCUGGCAAUCGCGUUCGUUUUCCGGGACCGUCGCGCGACGAUCCGCGCAUCUACGAGUUUUUUACGCCUUAUGAGACGAUGUACCGCGAGCUCAAAGCCGAGAACCCCGAUUUAUUCAAUCGCAAUGGCGUGCUAUCCAUGUUAGAGCGAGAUAUGCUCACGAAAAAGUGUCCACAGCGCUGGCAGGACCUUAGCGUCAAAGAGCUUCAGGAACUUGACGUGGUGCUAUGUUUUGAUGACCGGAUUUUUGAGAUUGUACUUGAAGAUCUACAGCUACGCGGGGUGGCCCAGCCAAACUUUCGAAUGCGGGACUGGUCUGGAAGAGACUUUUCCUUGGCAUGGAGGCCGCUGCAUCUGCUGUGUCUCGAUACAAAGGACACGCCGGAACACGCCAAAGUUGGUGGCUCGUUAGCACUAGAAUUGUGCCAGGCGAUCGACAAACUCGAUAGUCUGGACGACGGUAUCAUGAAUGUUAUACUGGACUUCGAAAAUCGAAAAAAUGUGCACUUACUGUACUCGCUUAUCCACGUUUGA